AUGAGUCUCAAUCAAAUUCAUUCUCAAAUAGAGAUGCAACUUGCACUGUCUGAAAUCAUUGCAGGAACCUAUGAUAAUUUUAUGAAAACUCACGUGGACGAUAUUCCUAACAAAGUAAUACAGGCUCGACUUACAACCCUUAAAGAUGUCUGGGAGCGCUUCUCUGCCAAACACAGGGCUGUUGGCAUUGCCGUGGCAGGUUUGGGUCCUGAUGAAAAACGGGAGAUCCAAUCGCAUUCUUAUUUUACUUCCAACAUGUUUACGUCAACCUACGACCAUUACACCACCUGCUACGAGCGGUUGACCGCCUUGCUUGAUGAGGACCAGGGAGGCGCUUCUAGUACGUCGUCAUCUCAAUUGACAGCCUCGGCCUCUUCUGGCCUGCCAGCCUUUUUUCACCAAACCAGGCUCCCGCGGUUUGAUUUACCAAAGUUCAACGGCGCUCCUUCAGAGUGGCUGCCUUUCAAAGAUCUGUUUUGUUCACUAGUAAUUAACGAUGCCUCGUUGUCACCAGUUGAAAAGUUGCAAUAUUUAAAGACAAGCUUAACUGGCUCUGCCGCAUCCCUAUUAAAGAACACGACCAUACAAGCGGAGAACUUUCAGAAGUCAUGGGAUGCCUUAAUCGCGUUUUACGAAAACAAACGGGUAUUAGUUCAUGCUGCCUUAAAUUCAUUGUUCUCCAUAAGACGCAUGGUGAAGGAAUCGGCUGGUGAAUUGGAAAAAUUGUAUACCCUCGUAUUACAAAUUUAUAGAACUCUCGAGAGCCUAGAGCGUCCGGUUUACUAUUGGGACGAUUUUCUUAUUUUUUGUAUUGUGGAACGUCUAGAUGCGGAGUCUGUAAAGGCGUGGGAACAGCGAUUGGGCUCCACUAAAGAGCCUCCCACGUGGACUCAGUUCACAGAUUUUCUUGUGUCACAUCUUAUGACAUUGAAAGCAUACGAAGGGUCCUGCAACACUAAAAUUGACCUUCGUUCCAAGGGCUCUGCCAAAUCACACUAUCAUGGGCAAUCCAAGAGUACUUCUGACAUUAGCGGAAGAACGUGUGGAAUUUGCUCAAAGGAGCAUCUCAUUUCAUAUUGCCCACAAUAUACAAAUAAAACAGUGCAGCAACGAUUAGCAAUCGUUAAGAAACACAAACGUUGCUACAAUUGUCUCGGUACUCACAUGCUGCACCGCUGCCAAUCCAUUAAGCGCUGCCUGAAGUGCGCUGGGAAGCACCACACCUCUCUUCAUCGGGCACGCCCCAAAGAGGACUCGCUCGCGCCGGCUGCGACUGGCGAGUCUCCAGCCAUUACAACAGGCGAGUCUCCCGCCACUGCAACAGGCGAAUCUCCAGCCACCACUAGCGCACAUGAUGCAAAGGUCUUACACGCGGCCGUCAAUCACUCGACAUUGGUUACUAAUAUUUUGUUGGCAACGGCCCGCGUUGAGAUAACUGCUCGAAAUGGGAGAACCUCUCAAACAAGGGUACUGAUUGACCAAAGGUCUGAGGUAUCGCUGAUCACCGAACGUCUUGCACAAAGAUUACGCUUAACACGUACCAGGUCUCAAAUCCCUCUUGUAGGGAUCGGUGCUCAACAAACUACCCGAACAAAUGGCCUCGCCACAUUCAUUGUGGCGCCGCACUUUGACUCUCGAUUCAGGUGUACAGUCAACGCUCACAUCUUACCUAAAUUGACUACGUCUCUCCCUUCAGCCAAAAUCGAGCCACAUCAAUGGCAGCAUCUGAACGGUCUAAACUUAGCCGAUCCGAACUACCAAUCCCCAGGUCCCAUCGACCUGAUACUGGGAGCUGACGUUUACGUUCAUCUUAUUGAAGAAGGUGUAAUCAAGGGGCCAGAGGGCACUCCGAUUACACAGCACACCAAGUUAGGCUGGAUUGUCUCUGGGCCUGUAAACAAUAACGCUCAGCCUUCAGUCGCAUACGCUUACCAUGUUUCUCAUGAUAACGAACUUUGCGACUUACUUCGACAGUUCUGGACAUUAGAAGAGUGUCCUUCAAGCAAACAAUCCCCGCUUUCCUUGGAGGAGCAGGAAUGUGAAAACUAUUUCACUACCACUUACUCUAGAGAUAUACACGGCCGAUAUAUUGUAAAACUCCCCUUUAAGAAGUCCCCAAGCCUUCUUGGAGAUUCAUUUACGAAGGCAGUGGGAGCAGUGAACAGAUUUUUCAGACAAUUUGACCGCAAUCCGGAAUACGCCCAAGCUUACUCGGAGUUUAUCUCUGAGUAUGCAAGGCUGCAACAUAUGCAGCUGGUGAGUGAUGAUGGUGCACUGCCGCCUCAUUCAUACUAUCUUCCACAUCAUGGGGUAUGGAAGGAGCACAGUUCUACAACCAAAUUGAGAGUAGUAUUUAAUGGAUCCAGUCCCACGAACACGGGACACUCAUUGAAUGAUGUUCUUUACACUGGACAUAAAUUGCAAAACGAUCUGUUUGACGUCUUGACAUGGUUUCGACUGUUUCGAUACGCCUUUUCCACUGACGUCGAAAAAAUGUAUCGACAAAUCCGAGUACACUCAGAUCACUGGCCAUACCAGAGGAUCUUAUGGAAACUCCCCGAACAGGGUCUUUGCACCUAUGCACUAACCACAGUAACCUAUGGACUCGCAUGCUCCCCUUAUCUUUCCUUACGAGUCUUUCUUCAGCUACUAGAGGACGAAGGGCCACGCCACCCGUUGGCGAUCCCUGCACUUAAGAAAGGACGAUAUGUUGAUGACAUAUUCGGCGGAUCUGACACCAUUAAAGGAGCUACGGAAAUCACCCGCCAACUGACCAACCUCUGCAUGGCGGGCGGCUUUCCACUCCAAAAAUGGAUAAGUAAUCAUCCAGCAGUGCUCAAAGCCAUUCCGGAGGAUAAACAAGUCUCUAUUACGCCAGUUAAUAUCGACGAAAAUUUCGUCAUUCAUACACUCGGUCUGAGUUGGCAACCCGUUGAAGAUACCUUUCAGUUUUCUUUGAAACCGCCUGAUACAUCUUCGGUUACCAAACGAACCAUUUUAUCAACUAUCGCAAGACUGUUCGACCCUCUUGGAUUUCUAUCGCCAGUUAUCAUUACGGCCAAAAUACUGAUGCAGGAGCUCUGGACCUUAAAGUUAGACUGGGAUGAUCCGUUACCUGAAUUCGUGAAUGAGCAAUGGGUGACUUUUGUUCAGAAUCUGCAUGACUUGCAACGUUUGUCGUUUCCCCGCUGGGUGGGUUAUUAUUCAGGUUGCUCAGCCGAGAUUCAUGGAUUCUGCGAUGCCUCUCAGAAGGCGAUUGCAGCAGUAGUAUACCUUCGAGUCAUCAAUGAGCAGGAGGGGGUACGAAUCACCAUGGUGGCCUCGAAAACAAAGCUCGUGUUUCAUCUGCUGAGUACGCUUGACUUUGAGGGCAUACCAAUCUAUUUGUGGACGGACUCCUCUAUUACCUACCUGUGGAUAUCCAACCAUCCGUCGCGAUGGAAGGACUUCGUGCAUAAUCGAGUCUGCCUUAUACAAGAUACUCUUCCCCAAGCUCGGUGGAAAUUCGUGCCAGGUAAUGAAAAUCCUGCAGAUUUAGCGACCAGAGGUUUGACGCCAAUUCAAUUAUCUGAACUUACUCUUUGGUGGAAGGGUCCUCACUGGCUAUCCCGGCCUUCUUCAGAAUGGCCCACCCUGACGCAAUCACCUACUCCUCACACUCCUCUAGAAGAAAGACCUGUCAAAGCUAACGUGGUCCGUGAGACGCCUGAGUUGUGGGAUUUGGUAUUUAAGUAUUCUAGUUUGACGAGACUUCUGAGGAUUACCGCCUUCUGCCAACGAGCCGUGUCUUAUUUCAAACGACAUCCAAUCUCUCCUAGAUCCCUCGCCCUCACUACUGACGAGAUUACAAAUGCCAAACUCUUCUGGAUCAAGACCAUACAACGUGCCUUUUUUAAACCCGAGCUUGAUAUUCUCUCAUGA
Molecule: messenger RNA, 3921 nt
Organism: Monomorium pharaonis (pharaoh ant)
Lineage: Eukaryota; Metazoa; Arthropoda; Insecta; Hymenoptera; Formicidae
Exons: 2
Coding region: 1-3921 (1306 amino acids)
Source: RefSeq, a predicted model, not a curated record